UGCAUGGGGCGAAAUCAAACGGUGGAACUGAUUUGGCUAUUUUGUGAUCAACUCUUUGCCUCUUCUCAGGGAUUUUUCGUGGCAGUUCUUUAUUGUUUUCUAAACGGAGAAGUACGAACUGAACUCAAACUUCAUUUUUACGACUUCUUGAAUUAUUGGGGUUCAGUUUCCUGUUGCUACGGCUGCUGCUCUCUGCAGAAUUUUUCAAGGUCUCCUAUGAGUAGGCCAUCCGUAUGCACCAUGGUAUCUAACGCUUCCAUUUGUAACAAUGGAGUUCAAUUUCAUGGAUCUAAUCAUCAGAGGAACAAACAUGAUCCUGGACACCAUUCAUUAUUAGAUCACACUAGAAUUCAUUUCAACAGAGCAGCUGCCAGAAGUUGUCAAGAUAUUUCACCAAAGAGAAAAUAUCUUAAUUCUCGCAAUCAUAAUGGUUUCCUUAGUUAUAAGUGUGAGUCAACUUCGUCAGAAAACAAACUAAAGAAAUGCGAAAAUCCAGCUACAUUAAAUAUGGAACGAGGAGAAAGAUGCCAAUCAGAUCCAUACAUCUGCAAAGAAAUGAUUUGCAUGCUUCCCGCAAGGCGAUAAAGUUUUGUAAUGGAGGACAAAUAAUAUUUAAGUAAUUAAUAUAUAAUGACUCUGGUUAUACAUCGAAAAUGCAGAGAUGAUCUCAUUUUAAAGUCUUUUAUAGGUAUAUUUCCGUAUUAACAUGUGAAUAUUUUAAUAUUUGUAUUUAUAUGUAUAAUGUUGGCUGCAUAUCAUGUAGUGCUGUAUAAUAUACUAAUCAUUACUGCAUCAGCAUAUAUUUAUUUAUUGUAU
Messenger RNA from Agrilus planipennis (emerald ash borer), 816 nucleotides. RefSeq lists its product as uncharacterized. NCBI's taxonomy places the organism in Eukaryota, Metazoa, Arthropoda, Insecta, Coleoptera, Buprestidae. The transcript is spliced from 5 exons. The record is from RefSeq and is a predicted model, not a curated record. Gene Ontology annotation, molecular function: G protein-coupled receptor activity. Gene Ontology annotation, biological process: G protein-coupled receptor signaling pathway. The coding region runs from base 4 to 585 and encodes 193 amino acids.